Molecule: messenger RNA, 321 nt
Organism: Colletotrichum higginsianum IMI 349063
Lineage: Eukaryota; Fungi; Ascomycota; Sordariomycetes; Glomerellales; Glomerellaceae
Exons: 1
Coding region: 1-321 (106 amino acids)
Source: RefSeq, a predicted model, not a curated record
AUGGCGUUUGCUGCUGUGUUAUACCGCGCAGAUGGACGUGAGGGACAAUACAAGCUUGCUAACAGAGACCGGCAGAUUGGGCUUAUCGUUGAUGAGCGUUUUGUGGCUGGACUUCGAGGCGGUUGUGCGCAUGAUCGGGAUCUCGAAAUUCGACUCGUCGACACGGUAAAACACAGGCACAACAGCGGUACUGGUACUCCAUCGUCUCGGGGAAGGGCUGAUACCAAAGGGGCGGUAACGGUCGACUUUUCGGGCGCCAAGUGGACGAAGGGUACGCGGUUCGUGAUCGUGGAGGACAAGGUGUUCGGCGGUCGGUUCUAA